Messenger RNA from Syzygium oleosum, 3691 nucleotides. RefSeq names its product disease resistance protein RUN1-like. The transcript has 5 exons. NCBI's taxonomy places the organism in Eukaryota, Viridiplantae, Streptophyta, Magnoliopsida, Myrtales, Myrtaceae. Gene Ontology annotation, biological process: signal transduction; defense response. The record is from RefSeq and is a predicted model, not a curated record. Bases 378 to 3626 code for a protein of 1082 amino acids. Gene Ontology annotation, molecular function: ATP hydrolysis activity; ADP binding.
CACCCUCAAGAGGCAAUGUAAUAUUGGAAUAUUGGGCAAAACUGGACUUAAGUGCCAUCUCCAAACCAGCGUUUUUAGGCCGGCAAAAGGGAGUGCAGACACGGUAGAGACACCGACUCAAUAAGGGGGGCACCGCAACGCCUUUCCGUGAAAUGUGGACUCGGGCACAAUCUGCACUGUACUUGAUUGUGAUAGUGCGUGUGGGGCUCCUAAACCAGAAAGGAGAGACCCCUGGUAGUGGUCCAACUUUCUUUGGUCUUCGUUCCAUUGCGAAAGUCAUGCCCCACGAACAAAGUGAUAUAUAGAUAAGAGCUAGAGCUUGGAACCCCCAUCAGAUAGUUAACAUUCUUGAAGCACAUCAUUCAUCAGCUCUUAUAAUGGCUCCUCCUUCGAAUCUGAAUAGGAAUUACCAUGUGUUCCUGAGUUUCAGAGGCGCAGACGUCCGUAAGAACUUCCUCAGUCAUCUCUAUGCAGCUUUGGAACAGAAAGGAAUACAAACUUUUGUGGAUAGUGAGGAGCUCAGGAAAGGAGAGGAAAUAUCGCCAGCGCUCACGAGGGCGAUCGAGGAAUCGUGGGUGGCGAUCAUCGUUUUCUCCGAGGACUAUGCUUCCUCGCCGUGGUGUUUGGAAGAGGUAGCAAAAAUCAUGGAGUGCAAGGAGGGAAAGGGCCUGAUUGUGUUCCCGGUGUUUUACAAAGUGGAACCGAGAGAAGUGAGAGGGGUAAGAGAGAGUUAUGGGAAAGCUAUGGCUAAGCAUGAGUGCAAGUUCGGGAAGGAUUCGGAGAAAGUGAAGAGAUGGAAGAAGGCUCUCUUUGACGCAGGUAGCUUGUCUGGGUGGGACUUGAAUGAUAGAAAUGAAGCGGAGCUCAUACAAUGCAUCGUGAAGGAAUUAUCAAUUCGUCUUGACCGAACACCCUUACAUGUUGCUAAGUAUCCGGUCGGAAUAGAUUCCCGAGUUCAAGAAUUGAUAUGGUUGUCACAGGAAGAGUCUACUACUGAUGAAGUUUUGAUGAUAGGUAUAUGGGGACCUGGAGGCAUAGGCAAGACAACGAUUGCUAAAGCCUUAUAUAAUGCUUCUAUUGAGAGACAAUUUCAGGGUUUCAGUUUUUUGGCGCAAGUUAGAGAAACUUCGUUCGAAAGCAAUGGUCUAGUUGCUUUGCAGGAAAAACUUCUAUCCGAGAUCUUAUCUCAUAGAAAUUUAACGGUCUAUAGCGUUGACAAAGGAAUUAGUUUGAUAAGGGAAAGACUAUAUCGCAAGAAGGUUUUCUUAGUUCUUGACGAUGUUGACCAGAUGGAUCAAUUGAAUGCAUUAGCUGGAGAAGGCAAUUGGUUUGGAAAAGGAAGUAGAAUUAUUGUUACAUCGAGAGAUAAACAUUUGCUAACUUCUCAUGGUAUAAACUAUGUGUAUGAAGUUAAAAUUUUAAAAGACGAUAAAGCACUAGACCUUUUUGGCCGGUAUGCCUUUCCAAAUAGCAAGACAGUUGAAAUAAGAAGGGAUCUCAUUGAUAGAGCACUGCAUUAUGCUAACGGCCUUCCGUUAGCCCUCAAAGUAUUGGGCUCAUUCUUAUGUGGAAGGACGGAAUCUGCAAGGGAAAGUACAUUGCAUAAACUCUCCAAAAGUCCUGACCAAACUAUCAAUCGAGUUCUCAAGACAAGCUUCGUUGGAUUGGAGGACAACGAGAGGGAGAUUUUCCUCGAUAUUGCUUGUUUCUUUAAGGGGAAAAGUAUAGAAUACGUCGAGAAAGUUCUUGACAGCUGUAAUUUUGACACAACCAUAGGAAUAGAAAUUCUCAUUGAGAGGUCCUUGAUAAAAAAUGAGAAUGAAACCCUGCAAAUGCAUGAUUUGGUUCAGUUGAUGGGUAAGGAUAUUGUUAAUCAGGAAUGUCUCGAUGAUCCUAGGAAGCGCAGCAGAUUAUGGCUUUUUGAAGACGUUCUAGACAUUCUAUGUGAAGAUAAGGGAAAGAAUGCAGUAAAGGCCAUAGUAUUGGACUUGCUCGCACCAGAAAAGAUAACCAUUAGUUAUGAUGCUUUUACAAACAUGAAAAUGUUGAGAAUGCUCAUUUUGCUUAAAGUGCAUAUCUCUUCACAAGGUCCUAUACGUCUCCCUAACGAGCUAAGAUGUCUUGAAUGGCCCAAUGCCCCGGAUCUAGAAUUUGGCUCCGGUCCAAAGAAACUCGUGAGACUAGAUGUCCAGAAAAGUCAUAUUAGACAAUUAGGGGGCAACUUUCAGAAUUUUAGAACGUUGAAGUCCAUCAAUUUCUGGGAAUGCAAAUCCCUUGUUAGUGUUCCUGACCUUUCGUCGGUUCCAAAUUUGGAGAGCUUGUUUCUUUAUUGGUGCGAAAGCUUGGUGGAGGUUCACCAAUCCAUUGGAUAUCUUGAGAAUUUAAAACUUUUGUGUCUAGUAGGCUGCUCAAAUCUUAGUAUAGUUCCUGGCACGCUCAAGACAAAAUCUCUUCAAGAGCUUCGUCUCUCUUGUUGUUCUAAACUUGAUAAGUUCCCUGAUAUUCUAGGAAAAAUGGAACAUCUAGAAUAUCUUGAGUUACAGGGAACGGCCAUUAAAGAACUCCCUACAUCAAUUGAAAAUCUUGUUUCGGUGAAGAGGAUAGGAUUAGGAUAUUGCAAACACCUUGAAAAGCUUCCGCCGAGCAUUUAUAAGUUGAAAAAUCUCAAGUCUUUGAGUCUUGAAGGGUGCUCGAAUUUUAUGAUGUUUCCAAAGAAUUUGAACGAUUCAACUGAUCCUCUUGGUGACCUCGGAUUCCAAAAUCUAGACGAGCUAAGACUUAGUGGCUGCAAUCUAUCAGAAGUAGAGUUCCUUAAUAGUUCUUCCAGUUUUCCCAAAUUUGGGUGCCUACUUCUUGCAAAUAACAAGUUUACUCAUCUGCCGACAUGCAUCAACAAGUAUGAUUAUUGGAAAGACUUGUUUGUUCAUAAACGCAAGCAAUUACAAGAGAUUCCUCAGCUUCCAUCAAAUAUGUGCAUCGUAGAAGCAAAUAGUUGUAAUUCUCUGCAGAAACUCCCAAAUUUGUCGAGUCUGCCCUCUAAUUGUCUUGAAGUUGACAUGUCUUCAUGCUGCGAAUGCAAAGGGAGCAAUGUGGCCAAUGUGUCAUCACUCGAGGAACUCCCGAAGAGGAGUGAAGUCAACAUUCUCCUAAGUGGAAGAGAGAUGCCUGAAUGGAUUCUCCACUGUAAAGAGGGUUCCAUAUCUUUCAUGGUUCCCCAGGAGUUGCAUGACAAGUUCCUAGGACUAGCACUCUGUUUUGUCUGUGGCCCGGAGGAAGGAGAAGUGAUCGAUCAUGCUUCAUAUGAGGUCUACAUACUUGUUAAUGAUAGCCUGAGAGCAUCUUCGUACGCGAUGAACUUUUAUCCAUUGGAAUCCAAUCAUGUGUGGCUUAUAUAUUUGCCACGCAGUAUACUGACUAGAGGACGUGAUUAUCUGCGAAAGGGUUGGAACCAUUUCCAAGUUCGCCACAGAUUACCGAAAGUAAGCUUAACGAAGUGUGGAUUCCGUCUAAUAUGCGAGAAACAGGAGGAUGAUCUGAGGGUCGUGCCCCAACACCAUCAGCCGAUGGAAAGAAAUUGGGUUUUCAAGGAAGGAGACUCAGAGAAAGCCAAUUCAAUGGACACCUGAGGAAGAAGAUAGUCCAAGUGAAACAGAUGUAGAGGAAAUCUCAUCACUUUUAACAGAGAAGAUAA